Messenger RNA from Aphidius gifuensis, 2773 nucleotides. RefSeq lists its product as uncharacterized. NCBI's taxonomy places the organism in Eukaryota, Metazoa, Arthropoda, Insecta, Hymenoptera, Braconidae. The record is from RefSeq and is a predicted model, not a curated record. The transcript is spliced from 2 exons. Bases 506 to 2356 code for a protein of 616 amino acids.
CUGGGUCUAGGCCGCUCAGUCCUCAGUUGACUUUUAAAACAAGUCGAGUUUACAGGUGGUCCACUGGCUGCUGCAUAUCACACGAGGAAAAUAAAAUCAUCAAAUUAAUAUCAUCAUUGGAUUUAUCAGUGGCAUUAUUUCGAUUUUUUUUUUCUCACAAAAAAAUUUUUUAUAACAAGUGUUUUUUAUUUUUUAAAUUUUAUAUAUUUUGUUUUUUUAAUUUAUAUAUUUUUUUUUAAUUCAUUUAUAAUAAAUUGUUAAUUAUUUAAUGUGUUAUAAAAUUUAUAUAUUUAAAAGUUGUAUUGAUUUUUAAAUAUUUCAAAAAUAAAUUAAUAAAGUUUAUUUAUUAUUAAAGACUGUCGUUAAUUAAAAAUAUUUAUCAUCUGGAAGAAUAAUGCUGUUGGCUACCUCACAUUGUGGAUACUGAUUUUUAAAAACAAAAAAAAAACGAAAAAAAUAAUUGAAAUUUAAAAAAAAAAAAAAUUAAGAACCAGAAGACAACAAAAUGGCGCCGAGAAACAUGGCUGCUCUUGAUUGUAACCGUUAUUUACUGAGGGCAUGUAAACAACAAUCAACAAAUGGAAAAAUAGAUGCUUCAAAUAUAACAACUAAAAUUGAAUUUCUACGUUUUCUUGGAUUAACAACAAGUGAAAAUAUAAACUCAAAUUGUGAAAUUUGUCGUAAUAAUAUUUGUAAGUGCAGUGAUAGUGUUACAUCCGAUAUCGAAAUGGCAAAUGAAUAUAAUAAUUUUACAUUUAAAGAGUGUUGGGUUGUUGUGGCAAGUGAAAAAUGUACAAUUUGUAGAAAAAUAUUUAAAUGCCAAUCUGAUCUAGACAAUCAUACUCGUAAAAAACAUAAAAAAAUAUCAAAAAAAAGAACACGUAUUGUUCUAAAAAUUGGCCAUGAAGUUGUUACUGAAAAUUAUGUUAAAAAAAGAUAUUUACCAUUGUCAAAUAAUGAUUCAAAAAUUAUUUCAAGUGAAGAUAAAAAUAUAUCAAAUAAUUUUGAUAAUAUUUCAUGUGAAAAUUCAUUGUCAGAAAUCAUUGACACACCUACAUUAGAAGCCCCGUUAAAUUCUGACGAGUCAAGUGAAGACAAAAGAUGUGCUUCAGUUAUAAUUAAACCUACUGAAUUUAAUUACCAUAGAAAUUGUUCAGCAUCAUCUUCAGAUACUCGUGUGGAAUUAUUCAAUUGUCCGGAUUCAUGUUGUAGGGAAGAUGAAACUUCACAAAAACACAAAGACAAUAUAAAUUCUGAAGAUCAAAAUAAUAAUAACGAUAGCUGUUGUAAUAAUAAUAAUUAUUUAUCAGAAGUUGAUAAUGAUUUAUCAAUGAAUGAUGAUAAUUUUACAAAUAGUAAUUCUAGUUUUACAAAUAACAAUACUUUAUCGAUUGAUAAUAAUAAUACUUUAUCAAGCAAUAAUAACAAUUCAAUAAAUGACAAUUGCAGUUCAGAAACUGAAGAUAUCGAGUGUUGUUCAAGAUCAGUUUCUGUUCAGACACCAAGUUACUGGGAUUAUCAAACUUUUACACUUCUAGAAUACAGUAGAACUCUUGAAGCCAAUCGAAUGAAAGAUAAAUCGAUAAUCCCAGCAGAAAUAAAUCAAGAGGAAAAUAUUAUAACAAUUGAUGAUGAUAUUGAAGUAUCAAUACUUGAAGAUAAAUUUAAAAAAAUCAAUGAUCAAUCUGUAAAUAAUUUGACGAAAGAAAGAGAUGAUUUCUGUUCGAAAGAAAAUAAUGAUUUUUCGAUGGAAGAUAAUGAUCAUUACCAAACGAAAGACAGUGAUAAUUUCUCAAUGGAUGAAAGUGAUGAUGAUUCAGAAAUUCAAGAAAUUUCACCAACAACACAACCAUUGAAACAGUCACUUCGUAUAACUGAUGCAAUAAAAUCAUUGAUUGAUACUGAAAAUAGUAUGCAAGAUUAUGAAAAAUUAAAUAAUAAAAAAAAAUAUGAUGACAUUGAUAUUGAUGAUGAUAUAUCAUAUGUAAGAAUGCAAAUGCAAAAAGAAGAAAUUGAUUGUGAAUAUGAUUCAUUUGAUGUAUCAAAACUUGAUCAACAAAUUGAUGAUGAUGAUGUGUCAAUUGUUCCUCUGUUAGAUUGUGAAGAAAAAAAUUAUAAUAUUUGUGUUAAUGGUGAUUAUGAUUAUGUGGAUUAUGAGCUGGCAUCAUUGAAACAACUUGCAAAGACAAAAUCAAUUAAUGAUGAGUUUGAUAAUGAAUCACGAUCAUGGGAAAAACCAAAUAGAAAUAGAUUGUCGAUUCAAACAAGACCCAUACAAUUUUUUAAUCAUAAUAAUUCUUCGAUACUCAUCAAGGAAGAAGUUAGUAUUGAUCAUUUUACAUUUGAUCGUGAAUAAGACUCAUUGGCUAUUUUUUUUCUUAUACCAAAAAUACUUUGUGAUAUAUAUUUGGUAAAAAAAAAGAUAAAUGUAUAGACAGAUUGUUUUUUUUUUUUUUUUUUUUAUUAUUAUUAACAUAUCUAUUUAGAUUUUAGAUGUAUAGCGAAAUAAUAACUAAAUGUUUGACGUUAUUAUUAUAAUAGUUAAGGUAGUUUUACUGUAAAUAUUAUUGCAUUUAUUAUUUAAGAAAAAAAAAGAUGUGAAAACGGUGGUCCAAGUGAAGAUUUAUGGAUUUUAUCAUAUCAUAACUGAAAAAAAAGACAAGAAAUAUAUUAUUUAAGGUAAAUUAGAUGUUUUUUAUAAAGAAAAAAAAAUGUAUUUCACUAUUUUAGUGAUAUUAAGAUGUCAGAAUGUUUAUAUAAAAUAUUUUACAAA